AUGCAUUUUCAAUAUUACAAGUGUUUAUUAUUGUUUUAUCUAGGUGUAAACUGUUCUGGCGUUACGGAACUGACAGCCUACUCCAAAAUCCAAUACCUGACAACUCCUAACUACCCUCAUUUCUAUACCAGCCAUCUUUCUUGUUCCUGGUUAAUAAAGUCUGGGAGUCGAUCUGGGAAAUUAUAUCUUGAUGUACGAGACUCUGACAUCGAAUAUUCGGUCGGAUGCAUGAAGGAUUAUGCUGAACUUUACCUAGGAACCGACAGGAAGGCAGAUAUAUUCAGUCGGUGGUGUGGAGGGACCAGGCGCAAAUUCUACACAUACCACGCUAGCCUUUUCAUCCAUUUCCAUUCGGACGCUUCUCUUACCGGAAGGGGCUUUCAACUCUCCUAUUACAUGGGCUCCCCGUCGGCCGCAUGUCGAGAGAAGACAAGUUUGACAGCCGUGCGUCAUGAGUGGCAGGAUUUUUCAUCGCCCUUCUAUCCAACAGUAUACGAAGGGUAA
Messenger RNA from Acanthosepion pharaonis, 504 nucleotides. The record is from the annotation of a GenBank genome assembly. Lineage: Eukaryota; Metazoa; Mollusca; Cephalopoda; Sepiida; Sepiidae.